Molecule: messenger RNA, 489 nt
Organism: Macadamia integrifolia
Lineage: Eukaryota; Viridiplantae; Streptophyta; Magnoliopsida; Proteales; Proteaceae
Product: disease resistance protein L6-like
Exons: 1
Coding region: 1-489 (162 amino acids)
Biological process (GO): signal transduction
Source: RefSeq, a predicted model, not a curated record
AUGGCUUCAUCUUCCUCCUCCUGCCAACCUUCUUCUUACGAUGUGUUUAUCAAUUUUAGAGGUCCAGAUACUCGUACAAACUUUGUAAGUUUGCUUUACAAUGCUCUAACAAAAGAAGGAAUCAAGGCCUACAGAGAUAGUGAAGAACUCUGGGAAGGAGAAGAGAUUUGCCCCUCACUUCUAAGAGGAAUCCGAGUGUCUAAUAUCUCGAUUCCUGUAUUCUCUAAAAACUAUGCAGAUAGCAAAUAUUGUCUGAUGGAACUUGCUGAGAUAUGGGAGUGCCAUUUAUCUGACGGUCAAACCAUUUUACCUGUAUUUAUUGAUGUUGAGCCACGGGAUGUUCGACAUCAAACCCGAAGUUUUGAAGAACCAUUUAAGAAACACCAGAGUAAGUGUAAGGCUGCUGAUGUACAGAGAUGGAAGAAUGCUUUGGAAGAGGUGGGGAAUCUUAAGGGAUGGCCUCUCAAAAGGGACGCAACCAUUGAGUAA